Orbicella faveolata is the source of this 1219-nucleotide messenger RNA. RefSeq names its product charged multivesicular body protein 5-like. The record is from RefSeq and is a predicted model, not a curated record. Gene Ontology annotation, cellular component: multivesicular body; membrane. Gene Ontology annotation, biological process: vesicle budding from membrane; late endosome to vacuole transport via multivesicular body sorting pathway. NCBI's taxonomy places the organism in Eukaryota, Metazoa, Cnidaria, Anthozoa, Scleractinia, Merulinidae.
GACGGAAGCGCUGAAAAUAGGGCAGAACAGAGUAGUUUUCUCGUCAACAGGAAAGGAAAAUACAUCCUUUGCUCCAAAAUGAAUAGGCUUUUUGGGAAAGGAAAACCGAAAGAACCACCCCCAAAUCUGACAGAUGCUAUUGCUAACGUUGACAGUAGAGGAGAGUCCAUAGAGAAAAAAAUCAGCAAACUUGAUGCUGAACUCCUGAAAUACAAAGAACAAAUGAAAAAAAUGAGGGAUGGACCAUCGAAGAAUAUGAUCAAGCAAAGAGCUCUUAGAGUACUAAAGCAAAAGAAACAGUAUGAAAGUCAACUUGAAAAUCUCCGGCAGCAGUCUUUCAAUAUGGAGCAGACAAAUUAUGCUACACAGACACUUAAAGACACUAAAACUACGGUUGAUGCUAUGAAGCUGGGACUUAAAGAGAUGAAAAAAGAAUACAAGAAAGUUAAUAUUGAUGAAAUCGAGGACCUUCAAGAUGAUAUGGCAGAUAUGCUAGAGAUUGCUAACGAAGUCCAAGACACAUUGGGCAGAUCAUACGGAAUGCCUGAGGACAUCGAUGAGGCUGACCUUGAAGCAGAAUUGGAAGCCCUUGGAGAUGACCUUGCUCUUGAUGAAGACACUUCUUACUUGGAUGAAGUUCCUGCACCAUCAGAUACUGUACCAGGGGAGAAAGAUACAGGAGAAGCAAGAACACAGGUGUGGGACACUGUUAAUCACACUGCAUGAGUCAGUUUGUAAAGUACCUCUGAAUAUAGUACAUCUCAGUUUUCAGGUGGUAUUCAGCUACAAACCACAAUUGGUGGCAUUCUUUGUCUGUGUGCAAUCUACGGUUAUUUGCAUGGUUGUCAAUAGUGAGUGUUUGAAUACACAUGUGGCUAGUCAGAUUUUGAGUUUGAUGACAGUUAGUGGCUUUGCUGAUGCUAAAAACAAGAAUUGCAAGCAGUUUGGUUUAUUCAGUAAUAGCUCGAAGGAUCUUACACUAUGUUGAUACACGAGGUACAUAAAUCUAUACAUGGCCAUGCUCAUUGCCAUGUAUUUUUUCUUGGUGAUGGUGGACCAAACUUUAUACUGAAAGAUCUUCAGUUUGUUUAUGAAUAAACCUAACUGCUCAGGUAACAAUCAGUUGUUUAAUAGCAUGUACACAAUGCGCCAUCGUUGAACCCGCUACAUUUGAUGGUUGUAUUCAGUGUACCCAUUCCUUUUAAUACAGUAAGUUUAC